Molecule: messenger RNA, 366 nt
Organism: Danaus chrysippus (African queen)
Lineage: Eukaryota; Metazoa; Arthropoda; Insecta; Lepidoptera; Nymphalidae
Source: the annotation of a GenBank genome assembly
UUGAAGAGCAUACCCGAGGGUCCUGCUGCUCCACUCAACGUUCAAGACCGCGUGAACGCCACCGUCGGUCUUCUUCUCAGCAACGAAGCCGUUCCAGUUCUAGUUACCGGAAAUAUCCAGUUUGUUGGUACCACGCCAAGUUCGGACCACAGGCUCGCAGUGUCUAUAGACCGUCUUAAACCAGCCUUCACGCUGAUUGACACAUCUCCCGAUCCCAUUCCCAUUCCCGAUCCCAAUUUGCAGCAACGGUCCAACUCCAUCCCUGAAAACCUCCCGCCAGUGCAGGAUUCCCAGGCUCAGGAGGACGUCAGACGAACGCGUUCAGGCCGUAAAGUACACUUUCCUGAUUUUUAUCGCCCGUCGUGA